This is a messenger RNA of Plodia interpunctella (Indianmeal moth), 1380 nucleotides long. RefSeq names its product Lipid storage droplet-2 (gene Lsd-2). Gene Ontology annotation, biological process: positive regulation of triglyceride storage; lipid storage. Bases 241 to 1164 code for a protein of 307 amino acids. The transcript has 6 exons. NCBI's taxonomy places the organism in Eukaryota, Metazoa, Arthropoda, Insecta, Lepidoptera, Pyralidae. The record is from RefSeq and is a predicted model, not a curated record. Gene Ontology annotation, cellular component: lipid droplet; cytosol.
CGUUGACGACACUGCUGUUGACGCAGAGGCUGAUCAAAGAUCACUUGCUUGUUGCAAUAUAUUAUCAAGUGCUUGCAGCGACCGGUCAGUUUAACCAGUUGAGUCGAUAUAGCUAACUGUUUCGCGUUUAUUCGUUCACGGAUCCUACACUGUAAUUUGAUAUCUACCUGCAACCUAUAGUUAAUAAAAUCAUUGAAUCAUCUUCCUUUAUUUUGAAACUUAAGUUUUUUAAUUCAAAAGAUGGCAACAGAAGUGAGUUCAGCCCCAUCAGUGAUGCCGCAGCUGCAGUCAGUACAGAAGGCCAUGGCUCUGCCCACAGUGGGUGCUGCCAUGGGCCAGUUUGGGGCCAUCUACACUAAAGUCAAGGGGGUCCACUCUGUCCUUGACUGGGCGCUGUCUACUGCUGAAGCCAGCGUUGCCCUGGCAGCCACGACAGCUGCCCCCUAUGUGGCUGCACCGUUGGCCGCCGGCGACGCCAAGAUCGCGGCCGCCAUCGAAGCCCUAGAACGUAAGGUGCCGCUCGUCACAGAGGAACCCAAGGUCAUCGUGGAGACCACCAAACAGGCUGUCAUUUCGAGAUUGACUCCUCAUGUAUCUAAGGUGUGCACAGCGCGCGCGUCCGCUGAACAACGAGUCCACUCCCUGAAGGACUUGUCCUGGGCGAAAGCCAACGCUCUGCUGUCCACGGCGUACGGGCAGAAGGCUAUGCACAGCGUGGACAGUGGCGCCACCUACGCUAUGCAGCUGCUAGAUUACUACCUACCCCCUGUUGGCCCGCAACCUGAGCCUAGCACUGAGAUCACACCAAUGGAGACAGACCCCACGCUCCACACAGUGCAGACUGUGGGCAGACUCAGCGCGGUUGCGGCGAGGAGGGUGUGGGCCAACCUGGCGCACAAGGUCAACACGCUCAGAACAGAAGGCAUUGAACUAGACUUCCGUCGCUACGUGGCAGCCCUGUUCGCCGCCCUCCACCUCGCCAAAGUCACCAAUGAAGAGCAGCAGAAGGAGCAACAGCAACAAACGAGUGAGAAGUCCCCUUCGGAGCCCGCGCCCCCCGCGCCCCCCGCCGGCCCCUCCCCCGUGCCGCACCCCUCCGCCGCCCCGACCGCCGCCAACCAACCCGCGGAACACGCCACUUCGGAAAAUUCCAAUAAACAAUAAUUUUUAUAUUCAUUAAUUAUAAUUUUAGAUGUACUCACGCCACAUUGAAGGUAAACUGGUUUUACUAACAGUGUUAUGGCGAUAGCUUUAAGUAUAAAGACUGCCUGAUGAGUCUUAUAUUUUGAUGUAUUUACGGCCGUUGUAUGGCCCUGAUUUAUAUUAAGAUUUUUAAAAUUUUAUACUUCUGAUAAAUAAAUGUAUCUCUUGAUUUUUUAA